This is a messenger RNA of Hippocampus comes (tiger tail seahorse), 867 nucleotides long. RefSeq names its product cocaine- and amphetamine-regulated transcript-like (gene cartl). NCBI's taxonomy places the organism in Eukaryota, Metazoa, Chordata, Actinopteri, Syngnathiformes, Syngnathidae. The transcript is spliced from 3 exons. Gene Ontology annotation, biological process: G protein-coupled receptor signaling pathway; positive regulation of MAPK cascade; cellular response to starvation. The coding region runs from base 378 to 698 and encodes 106 amino acids. Gene Ontology annotation, molecular function: neuropeptide hormone activity. The record is from RefSeq and is a predicted model, not a curated record.
GUGCUAUAUACUGUAAAUAAAGCUACCUUGCCUUGCCUAAUACACUAACUUCAUCUUCCAAUAACAUCCUCAUUUGAAUAUGAUGAUGGUGAUGAUGAUGAUGAUGAUGACAGCAUAAGAUGGGUAAAACAUGAUGUUUUUCCUCAUAGUCGUCCUCCCCGUGUCCCAGGCCUUUUUCAGUACGAGAACCCUCCAGGCAGAACACUUCAUUUAGCCUGCCGCAGUGGUCUUUCGGGCGGGGCCACCAGUCUGUAUAAGAGGACAGAAAUCAUCCGACGGAUGGACUUUCACAUGUGGACCUGUUCACGUCUUGUGCUCCUCCACUCGUCCCGCCUCCUCUCUCGUUGCGACCUCGGCACUUCUGCGCCCACACAUCCAUGCAGAGUUCUGCCCUUUUCCGCGGGCUGCUGGUGGUCAGUCUGCUGGUCCUCUUGUGUCACAGCCAGACAUCCCAGGAAGUGUCUGUUGAGGACUUGGAAGGAGACAGAGACGAACCAGGAACAGACCGAGAUUUGGUCGAAGCACUGGAUGUUUUGCUUAGCAGGAUGCAUAAUCGGAUUUCCACAGAGAAGAGAGGCAACAUCCCUCUGUGUGGAAUGGGCGACCGGUGUGCCAUGAAGUUUGGGCCGCGAAUUGGGAAGCUCUGCGACUGCGGCAGAGGAGCCAACUGCAAUUCCUACCUGCUCAAGUGCAUCUGAACCACUCUUAAUUUGAAAAUCAAGUUUGCAGGAAGAAUGUGCACAUUUUUAAAACAACAAAUCUUCAUUCUGUUGUCGGCCAGCAGUGCCAGCAUGAUUUGAUGGCGUGUACCCUCCAGGUUGUAGCAUGUAAGGUUCAGAUUCAAUAAAGAAAUUCAUCAACAUUUUA